Molecule: messenger RNA, 3028 nt
Organism: Perognathus longimembris pacificus (Pacific pocket mouse)
Lineage: Eukaryota; Metazoa; Chordata; Mammalia; Rodentia; Heteromyidae
Gene: Nfatc2
Product: nuclear factor of activated T cells 2
Biological process (GO): calcineurin-NFAT signaling cascade; regulation of transcription by RNA polymerase II; cytokine production
Cellular component (GO): transcription regulator complex
Molecular function (GO): transcription factor binding; DNA-binding transcription factor activity, RNA polymerase II-specific; RNA polymerase II cis-regulatory region sequence-specific DNA binding
Source: RefSeq, a predicted model, not a curated record
CCCACUGCGCCCCGCGUGCGCCCCCGCGAAGAACGCGGCCCCCCGCGCGGCGCGGCACGGGGACGCGAUCGAGCCCCGGACGCCCCCUCCCGGGCCCCCAGACUCCUCACUCGGCGCCAUGGACGCCCCGGGGCUGCAGCCUGACCCCGAUGGCGGCGGCGGCGGGGGCGCCUCGGGCCUCGAGCCGGGGGGAGACCCCCAGGGCGAGCUGGACUUCUCCAUCCUCUUCGACUACGACUACUUGCCCAGCGAAGAGGAGCCGAGCGCGCCCACGGCGGCCAGCCCGCUCUCCGGACUCGCCGGCGCCGACCUGGACUAUGGCCUCAAGCCAUACGCGCCCCCGGCCAGCGUGCCCGGCGGGGAGCCCGAGCGGGGGGGGCCCCCCGACUUUCUGAGCCCGGCCGAGCCAGCGGGGGCGUCGGGCCGGAGCCCGCGGAUCGAGAUCACGCCGUCCCACGAGCUGAUCCAGGCCGGGGGGGGCCCCGCGGCCGGCGGGAGAGACGCGGCCCCGGGCCGGCCGCCGGAGCAGACCCCCCCGAUCCCGGCCGCCCCCCGCUUCACGCUGCCCGUGCCCGGCUUCGAGGGCUACCGCGAGCCGCUUUGCUUGAGCCCGGCCAGCAGCGGCUCCUCCGCCAGCUUCCUGUCCGACACCUUCUCCCCCUACACCUCGCCCUGCGUGUCGCCCAACAACGGCGGGGGCGCCGACGAGCUGUGCCCCCCGUUUCAAAGCAUCCCCGCUCGUUAUUCCUCUAGAACCUCGCCAAUAAUGUCGCCCAGGACGGGCCUCGCCGACGACAGCUGCCCGGGCCGCCACUCGCCGCUGCCCCGACCCGCCUCGCGCUCCUCGUCCCCGGGCGCCAAGCGCCGGCUCCCCUGCGCCCCGGCCCCGGGGGCCCCGCCCGCCGCCUCGCCCCAGCGCCCGCCCAGCCCCGCGCCCCGGGCCCCCGCCGGCCUCAUGGACGCCCUGGGCGGCCUGGCCGCCGACUCGCCGCCCUGCGGCACGCCCUCCAAGAUGUGGAAGAUCGGCCCCGACCCCGCCAAGGCCGGCCCGCCCCGCCACCUCUACCCCGCGGACUUCCUGGGCCCCUGUGAGCCCGAGGACAGGAGGAGCUCCCCCGAGUCCAUCCUGCUCGUGCCCCCCACCUGGCCCAAGCAGCUGGUGCCCGCCAUUCCCAUCUGCAGCAUCCCGGUGACGGCCUCCCUGCCGCCGCUCGAGUGGCCGCUGGCCAGCCAGGCGGGCUCCUACGAGCUGCGGAUCGAGGUGCAGCCCAAGCCCCACCACCGCGCCCACUACGAGACCGAGGGCAGCCGCGGGGCCGUGAAGGCCCCCACCGGGGGCCACCCCGUCGUUCAGCUGCACGGCUACAUGGACUCCAAGCCUCUGGGGCUGCAGAUCUUCAUCGGGACGGCGGACGAGCGCAUCCUGAAGCCGCACGCCUUCUACCAGGUGCACCGGAUCACGGGCAAGACCGUCACCACCACCAGCUACGAGAAGAUCGUGGGCAACACCAAAGUCCUGGAGAUCCCCCUGGAGCCCAAGAGCAACAUGAGGGCCACCAUCGACUGUGCCGGCAUCCUGAAGCUGCGCAACGCCGACAUCGAGCUGCGGAAGGGCGAGACGGACAUCGGCAGGAAGAACACGCGUGUGAGGCUGGUGUUCCGCGUGCACAUCCCCGAGGCCAGCGGCCGGAUCGUCUCCCUGCAGACGGCGUCCAACCCCAUCGAGUGCUCCCAGCGCUCUGCCCACGAGCUGCCCAUGGUGGAGAGACAGGACAUGGACAGCUGCCUGGUCUACGGGGGGCAGCAGAUGAUCCUCACGGGGCAGAACUUCACGGCCGAGUCCAAAGUCGUGUUCACGGAGAAGACCGCAGAUGGGCAGCAAAUCUGGGAGAUGGAGGCCACCGUGGAUAAAGACAAGAGCCAGCCUAACAUGCUUUUUGUGGAGAUCCCCGAGUACCGGAGCAAGCACAUCCGCGUCCCUGUCAAGGUCAACUUCUAUGUCAUCAACGGGAAAAGAAAACGGAGCCAGCCCCAGCACUUCACCUACCACCCAGUCCCUGCCAUCAAGACGGAGCCCACGGACGAGUACGACCCCGCCCUGAUGUGCAGCCCCGCGCACGGCGGCCUGGGGAGCCAGCCCUAUUACCCACAGCACCCGAUGCUGGCCGAGUCCCCGUCCUGCCUGGUGGCCACCAUGGCUCCCUGCCAGCAAUUCCGCUCCGGGCUGUCGUCCCCCGACGCCCGCUACCAGCAGCAGAACCCCGCGGCCGUGCUCUACCAGAGGAGCAAGAGCCUGAGCCCCGGCCUGCUGGGCUACCAGCAGCCGGCCCUGAUGGCGGCGCCCCUGGCCCUGGCCGACGCCCACCGCUCCGUGCUGGUGCACGCGGGCGUCCAGGGCCAGGGCUCGGCCCUGCCGCCCCCGGGCCCGGCCGGCCAGCAGGCCUCGCCCGUCAUCCACUAUUCGCCCACCAACCAGCAGCUGCGCUGCGGGGCCCACCAGGAGUUCCAGCACAUCAUGUACUGCGAGAACUUCGCCUCCUCCGGGCCCGCCCGGCCCGGCCCGCCCCCCGGUGGCCAGGGCCCCAGGCUGAGCCCCGGCGCCUUCCCCACCGUCAUCCAGCAGCAGAGUGCCCCCCCCAGCCAGAGGGCCGCCAAAAACGGACCCCCGGCCGGUGACCAAAAGGAAGUGUUACCCGCCGGAGUGACCAUCAAACAGGAGCAGAACUUGGACCAAACCUACUUGGAUGACGUUAAUGAAAUUAUCAGGAAAGAGUUUUCAAGACCUCCCACCAGAAGCCAGACGUAGAGCUACAGCCACCGUGCAAGACAUCUCGGCCCGCCCCUCCGCUGUCGCCACGCCCGGAUGGGGGGCGUGGCCCUCUGUGGGGGGCCCUUGCCCGCUAAGCACCGCUGUGCCUCUCCUUCUCCACGCGUCUGAAUCCCAAAGAGCAUCCGGCGGGUCGUCAUGGCGACCGUCCAUGCAGCGCGGACCAAAGCGAUCCCGAGAACCACGGGACACGCCGGCCGC